This is a messenger RNA of Stegodyphus dumicola, 1681 nucleotides long. RefSeq lists its product as uncharacterized. Gene Ontology annotation, cellular component: chitin-based extracellular matrix. Gene Ontology annotation, molecular function: structural constituent of chitin-based larval cuticle. NCBI's taxonomy places the organism in Eukaryota, Metazoa, Arthropoda, Arachnida, Araneae, Eresidae. The record is from RefSeq and is a predicted model, not a curated record.
UCCAAAUCUUAGACAUAUCGAAAUAUCACAAGCAACUAACCUUCUCAGAAAGUGAAAGGAAACAAGCACUAGUCAACCUAAACAUGCAUUUUCAGGCAGCCAUCGGAUUUUGCUUGUUUGCAGUUAUUUAUGCCAGCCAUUACCACCAGGAGCAUUAUGAGCACCAUGCACCACAGCCCUAUAAGUUCGGUUACGAAGUGAAAGAUCAUGAGGGUUCCCAAUACAGGCAUGAGGUCGGUGAUGGCCAUGGAGGAGUGAAAGGCAGUUACGGUUAUGUUGACCAUAAAGGAAUCCAUCGUGAAGUACACUACGUCGCCGACAAAGGUGGGUUCCGUGCUGAAAUCAAAACCAACGAACCCGGAACAGCCAAUGAAGAUCCAGCUCAUGUCAAAAUCCAUUCUCAAGCCUCUCAUCAUCACCAUCACGAACCUCAUCAUAAUCAUCAUGGUGGUUAUCAUGGUGGUCAUCACUUUUAAAUCGGAAGCUAAUGAAUGACGAAGUUUAAGCACUUUGAAACACUUCGACCUAAAAGAGAUUUUGCUCUUUGUUAAUUAUAAAUAUAUUAAACCAUAAAAUUAUUAUGUUACAAAAGUGUCCAUUCAUAGGUUUGUUACUGAAGACUUCUUCUGAUUCUUCACUUUUCUUCUAUUUCUUUUUGUCUAAAGGUAAUAUUUUCUAACCCUUUUGCUCUAGUUUUUUCAGAUUUAUUGCUUUUAUUCACCAUUCUUCGCUCCUACUUCUCCCUUUACAUACGAGUUUCAUCUUAAUUGUGUGUUUAAUUAAUAUCUUUUUUGUUUUUGUCUUUCUUUCUCUUUUACUUUUGUCUUUCUUUUUCUUUUACUUUUGUCUUUCUUUUUCUUUUACUUUUGUCUUUCUUUUCUUUUACUUUUGUCUUUCUUUCUCUUUUACUUUUUUCUUUCUUUUUCUUUUACUUUUGUUUUUCUUUCUCUUUCGUUGCCUUCAGACUUCUAAUAUUUUAACUGCCGUUUUCCUUGCUUUCCAUACUCCCGUUUCCUUGAUUUUCAUACUCAAGAAAACUUCUACACUAUUUUUAUCAUACUCAAUGUCUUUUUUUCUCUUUGGUUGCCUUCAGACUUUUAAUAUUUUACUGCCAUUUUCCUUGAUUUCCAAACUAACGUUUCAGUAACGUUUUCUUUCGUAAGUUCACUUUUUCUUGAUUUCCAUACUCAAGUAAAACUUUUACACUGGUAUAUCAUACAUACUGAAGUCUUCCUUUUCGUAUGAAACCACUUGAUUACAAUUUAUUAAAAAAAUACAUUACUACAAUUUUGUAGAAAUGAGCACAAUUUCUUCCAAAAUGGUUUUGACAUUGUUUACGCAGUUUAAAAGCCCAUAUUAUAAAACCUUAAAAGUUGAAAUAUUUUUUCACAGGUUUAAUGAAUAGAUACUGUUAUUCUAAAAGCUUAUAUUUAUUAUAGAAAAUGUAUUCUACAUAAGUGCUUUACUUCGUCAGUAAGACGCUUCCGCACAUUUAAUUUGUGUCAAACUGGGCUAGUCACACAAAUUUGGUAUGUAAGGGCACGAAAUGCUUCUAAAAAACCUUGGUAUUUACUCAACGGGUAUUGAUGGUGAUACUUUUGGUUGGACAAGCUCACAUAUACAUUUUUUUUCUUUCUCCAAACCAAUUUGCUGCUAAUAAAAAUUAUUUUAUAAAAACCUA